Molecule: messenger RNA, 5155 nt
Organism: Tribolium castaneum (red flour beetle)
Lineage: Eukaryota; Metazoa; Arthropoda; Insecta; Coleoptera; Tenebrionidae
Exons: 5
Coding region: 531-1142 (203 amino acids)
Biological process (GO): innate immune response; central nervous system formation
Cellular component (GO): extracellular region
Molecular function (GO): Toll binding; growth factor activity
Source: RefSeq, a predicted model, not a curated record
GUAAUUCCCCGGUCAUGGUUGACGGCCAUCGAGUGAAAUCACUCAGAAGUGAAGAUGUAUCUGUGUAUUUAAAGACUUUCACGGACGCGUACCGGAGUCUAAUUGCUGGCCAGUAAAUUAUGUAAAUUUCCACACAUGAAGCGUUUAUACCUAUAAACACAGAAACGAAACUAGUUUCAAACAGUUUGUGUUGCGCUUUGGCGGGAGCACAGUAUUUGAAAAUAAUUUGUAGAUUUAGUGGCACUCUAUAAAUAAAACGAGAACGAGUUUGAUCGAACUUUCAUUUACGAUAUGAUGACUAAACCUUGCGGCUAAUGUGUUACUUGCUAUAAUUUAUUGCGGCUACAGUCAUUAUCAAGUGUAGUGUAGUUUGUUAUUCGAAAAUUGUAACUAGCAAUGUAUCAGUUUGUGUUUACAACUGGCUUAAAUGGGGACUCGGAAUUUCAUAAGGAUUUGAGCGCAACGAACAAUCUUUGCAAACUAGUGCAAGUAACUGUAAAUGCGUCUUCAGCGGCUAAUUGUGGAAGACGAUGGUGAAAAAUUGCUACGUCUUUUUUAUUUUAGUGGUGCUUGCGGUAACGGUGUAUAUUGCAGAGACGCGACCUCAAUUUAAAGAGUCGCUUGAAGCCAUCUCCAAAGUGACUGAAGGGAUUAAUGAUAGCGCUAUCACUUUUAUUAAACAACUAACCGGCGAGGCGUUAAAAGAUGACAAGAAUAAAACUAAAACCAGGAUUUUGUUCCGAGGGGAUUUGCUGGGCGGGGAGUUCGGCGACCAGGACAUAAUAUUUCCCGACACGUACCAAGUGAUUUUCAAUGAUGUUCCGAAAAUCGACGGUCCUCCUAAGUGUGCCGAAGGCAACACUUUUUGUGAGGACUUUGAUUCUUAUCCUUACAACCACGUGAAAAACGUGCUUAAGCGCAAGCGGGUGCAUACUGAUUUAUUCGGCAAGGACGAACCCCUCGAUGAGCGCUACAGCAUCACCAACAGAAACGGCGACUUCGAGGCGUUCAUCUGCACGAGCAUAUCCAAAACGAUUUUCCCCCGAGUUGGCAUCAACAAAAACAACAAGUGGAAGGUCAUAAUCAAUCAAGAGGAAGACGGAUACAUUCAAGGGAUUAGGACGGAAAUUUGCCGAAAGUAAAGGGUUGAAAGUUGAUUUCUGUGUCGGUGACAGAGUGUUGCGGGGAAGGGGCGGCUUGUGACCUCAUCGGCGACAGGGCGAACGGCUACAUAACCAGCUGCAAGCAAAAAUACAUGUUGCGGAGGAUGAUGUCUUUAUCUGAAAAUGGGGAUCCUGUCCCGGACACAUUCCAGUUACCGUCAGCCUGCUGCUGCUCUUACAGGAAGGAUCUGAGUUUUUUGUCCCGAUUUGGCGCCGACGAUGUUUCCUUAAGGUCGAAAGGGAAAGGAAAAUAAAAUAAAGAAUGUGAUAUAAGUUAUGUGAUUGAACUUUUUAUUGUAAAAACGGCAGCGGGAUUAUUUAUUGAAUAAAAUCAUACAGAAGCAAACCACAACCAAUGAACGAACCCUUCUCCCCACCUCUGGCCGAAACCCUAAACCCUUUCAACUUUCCUAAUCACUUAUUUACGAUUCUAUUCAACAUUAUUCUUCGUGGCUGCAAACGUCGAAUGUGGGUGAAGUGUGUUUUCGUCUGUGUUUAUUUUAUGACUAUGGAAGUGGUUAGUUAUUUCUUUUCUCUUUUUCUGGAUUUUCUUAUAGUUUUUUUAGUCAGUAUUCAAGCAAGUCCAGCCUGGCAGAGAAACAAUCACAUCGUUUUUCCGAACUCGCUAGAAGAGCAUGAAACUUUCAUUGCUCCAAAGUGUAGCGGUAACAAAACAUUUUGUGAGGACGUCGGACAUUACCCCAAAAAUAAAUUUAGCGUAAUAUUAGAAAACACCACAUACGGGGAAGAUUAUUUCAUGCCGCAAAGCACCGCCGAGGAAGAAUCUAUCAAAAAUCGAUUGUACGGAGUAACUGAAUAUUACAUCUGCAAUUCUCACGUCCAAACGCAAUAUCCCAAAGUGGCGCAAAACGUCAGAAACGAGUGGAAAUAUGUUUACAAUUUUGAUAACUACAAGCAAGGCGUAAGGACAGAAGAAUGUGUAGCUGAAACAGCUUGCAGAUCAUUCCAGGGAACGCCGCGGGAAGUUAGGACGAAGUGUAUGCAAAAGUACAGCGAUAUGUUGCUGUUGGUUGCCGAUGAAUACGGAAAACCUGUGUGGGAUUUAUUCUGGUUUCCUUCCGCCUGUGUCUGUGCAUACGAACCAAUUAUUAAUUUUAACCGAGUUUAGGAGAGUUUGCUGACAACUAAUUUUCCUUAAAUUGCGAUCAAUAGACGUGUCUUUGAAGCUGAAAUGUUAUACCAUUUCCCGGUACAAUAAAACUUUGAUUCUAUACAUUCGUUUUUUUUUUCCACCUUUUCUAAUGAAAUAAAAGUAAACAUGAGUUUUGAUGUCACGGCGACCUGUAAAUUCUUGUGAAAGAAUUUCGUAGUCGAAUACCCUUCGGAGCCGGUCUCCUGCUGUUAGUGAAAAUGAUGGUCAAGGUGGUGGACGGUAAGUAUCAUUAACUCUUAAUCCUUUGCUGUUAGUGUCAGAUGUACCUGUUCAGAAGACAGUACACAACCUUCAGUGGCAGUGGAAGAAAUGUGGGUUUUUGUGUUGGUUUUUGCCGUUUUCAAAGAGGUAGGAAUAUAUCUUGUGAAGCGCUGUGUGAUUAAGCUGUUACAAGUUUGAUUAAUAAAUUGAUUUUUAGUUGGGCACCAUGUCAUUUAAUCCAGCCAAGAUGGGUAAGUUUAGCAAGCGUUAAUCAGUGUAAACUAAUCUCAGAGAAUAUAACAGAAUAACACAAAGUUUUUUAAUGAAGACACUCUAAUUUUUUCUCUCAUUCGUCUUCUAAUUGUGUAAUUUUAAACUGGUUUUAAUGAGGAAAGAAGUAGUAAAUUCGUAGUUUUAGAUGAUCGCAAGGGUUUGACCUUUCCGGAUUCGAGUGAAAUUGGGGGUGAUUUUUUGUACGAGACGGUGGUCCCCAACUGCCAAAAUCACACGUACUGUGAACACUUGGACCGCUACCCUAAAGAACUAUUUUCCAAAAUAUUAAAAAGCCGCGAAAAGGAGUUUUCUCGGUACUUUCAGAGUAUGGCAGUAAUAGAGCCCAUUAUGAGUAGGAACCAAGACACUUCCUGUAUUUGUGCAUCACGCAAAAGUAUUAUAUACCCAAAAGCGGCAUAUAAUAUAAAAAAUAAUCUGAAAUUUAUCUACAACUUCGAUGGAUACAAACAAGGAGUGUCCGUAGAGGUCUGCGUGAUGUAAGUUUUUUAAAUUUUAUUGUGAAUAAGGACGGACUUUAGUACGUGUUUUAGAAAAAAUCAAAUGUGCAAAUUUUACGAGAAGGUGAGAAAGUUAAAAACAAGGUGUCGACAAAAGUUCGUCGAAAAAUUGUUACUGACGGCUGAUGAAAAUGGAAGACCGUACGCUGAUAGGUACAGAUUUCCAUCAGCUUGUGUCUGUUCGUACAAGAUAAUUAGCUCUAAUGUGUUUUUUACUUAAAGUUGGGGUAAGUUUCGUAAUUUAAAUUUUGUUUCACCUACUAACUCAUUUUUAGUAACUGCAGAGUAAUACAUUUACUUUGUGGAGAAGUGAACUGAGACGAUUUUAUCCCUGUAAUUAUCGCAGUAUUAGGUGGAAGAAAACGAUAGGUAUUAAUCACAAUUUAGUGAAUCCCAGCUAAUAAUUCUUGAAAAGUAAUUACGUGUGAUUUGUGUGAUUAUGACGAAUUGUAGGUACGUAAGUUAUUGUGGACUAAUGUGUGUUUUUAUAAUUAAAUUUUAGCAAUUUUAGUCCGGACGUUAGUCAAGUUUUUAUUUAUUGUUACAAGCUUUACCAGUGUCUGAAACUGUUUAAGCAUUUUAUGAAAUAUUAUGUUAGAACUAGCUUAAGCAUUAAAAAUGUACAAACAGACGAAAAGUAUUGUAGUAUUGUAAAUUUAUGUGUACUAUAAACUGUAAUUAAUAAAGCUGUUGAUGUUCGAAUGAACUUAUUUUAUGUGGGAAAAUAAAUAAAAUUUGUUGCAAACAGGAAAGCUGUUAAUAACUGAAACUUAAAUGAAUUUCCUUCAGUUUUGUUUGAGGAACGGUGUGGUCUGAUGUGCGUCCGUGAUGCUGAGUUAUUUGUAUUUGAAAUAAGAAGCCUCUAAUUUAAUAGUAAUAGGUGAGUUGGUUAAAUUCAACCAAAACGUAGUGUGGGCUCUUCUUGCACCUUUAUUGUAACAAAAAAAUUCCACAUAUCUCACUCUUAAUACUUUAAUUAAUUGCUGUUGUGUUUUGAGGGGGGAUUUAUUGGUUUUAUGAAUUUAUUUAAAUAGUUUAAAAAAAAUUUUGGCUUGUGGGGCUAAGGAUAUUCUAAUAGAAUUUUAAAUAAUUCAUAUUUGUUUAGUUUUUUCUGGAUUGUUUUUGUUUUGAAGAACGGUUUUUUUUCUUUUUAGAAUUUAUUUUAUUGUUGAGGGAUUAACUUGAUUUUUGGAAUUUAAUUUGUUAAUAAUUAACUCUAGAAGAAUUGUUAUGACUUUUUUAUUUGACUGAAUAUCAUUUCUUUUUAUGAGAUUUGUAUUAUUUAUUUCUAGUAUAGUAAUUUUUUAUAGGCGUGAAUAUAUUGGUAGGGGCUCCAAAAUGUAAUUUUAACAUUCGGUCCUUUCGUACUAGAACAUUAACAUAAAUAAAAGAUAGAAACCAACCUGGCUCACGCCGGUUUAAACUCAGAUCAUGUAAAAUUUUAAAGGUCGAACAGACCCAAUAUUCCAGCUUCUACACCGAAAAUUAAUUUUAAUCCAACAUCGAGGUCGCAAACUUUUCUGUAAAUAUGAACUUUCAAAAAAAAUUACGCUGUUAUCCCUAAGGUAAUUUAAUCUUUUAAUCCAAAAUUCAGGAUCAACAAUUCACUAAUCAGUGUAAAAACAAAAAAAAAGUUAAAUCAAUUUUCCUAUCACCCCAACAAAAUUCUUUAAACUAUCAAGGAAAAGAAAACUUCAAUACCAAUAAAAACUUAAAAAAUAAAACUCUAUAGGGUCUUCUCGUCUUUUUAAAAAAUUUAAGCAUUCUCACUUAAAAUUCAAAUUAUAAUACAAUUAAUUAGAGACAGUUAAUUUCUCAUUAAACCA